AUGAAAAUUCAUUACGUUAAUAACAAAUAUUCUAUUGAAUUAGAAGAGACAGAGAUAGAUGAAGAUAUGACUGUUGGAGAACUUCGUCAACAUAUGGCAGCAUUGUAUUUUGCUAAUCCAGAAGAAAUAAAAUUAUCAGAAAAGAAAUAUGUUCAGGGAAAUAGCUAUUAUAAAGAAUUAAAGUAUGACGUGUUAACAUUAAAAUCACUUGAUUUUACUCCUCAAUCAUUGGUGUUAGUGGAGUCAACAAAAGGAAAAAUUCUUGAAAAGCCUAUUGUUGAAACUCAAACAGAAGCUGACCAAAUUGUUAGUAUUGUGAAACAACAAUUAAAGUCACAAGGAAUUAAUAUUAAUUGA
Molecule: messenger RNA, 357 nt
Organism: Entamoeba dispar SAW760
Lineage: Eukaryota; Evosea; Mastigamoebida; Endamoebidae
Exons: 4
Coding region: 1-357 (118 amino acids)
Source: RefSeq, a predicted model, not a curated record